This is a messenger RNA of Diabrotica balteata, 2612 nucleotides long. The record is from the annotation of a GenBank genome assembly. Lineage: Eukaryota; Metazoa; Arthropoda; Insecta; Coleoptera; Chrysomelidae.
ACAGCUAUGUGGAGUGUGGUAGAGUGUAAGAACAAGUAUUAUUAUAGUAGAAAGUGUACAAAGAAAGAUUAUUUUUUAAAGUGGAAUUCUAGUGUACUAAUAAUUAUAACGCGUAGUUCCGAACAUUUUUAAUAGUGUGAAUAAUGAUUAGUUAAAUUAAGACAUCUUUUUAACUCGCGGAGAACAACAAUACAAUAACUGUUUACUCCAUUCUUAACUAUUUGGUGAUCUAUAUAUAGGUACAAAAAUGACAUUAAAAUGAAGAUACAUAUGUAAUCACAAUUGCCAAUUAAUAUUUAAGUGAAUGCAGAUUGCCAUAUUCAUCAACACGCGCGACCGUUUUAAUUGUUUCAUUUAAAAAUAUGACUACAGUGGCGAUGGAAGAGUAUGAGCUUAUGAAAGACUCAAAAUAUCGUUUAUAUGUGGCUGCGAUUGAUAAAGCAUUGAAAAACUUCGAGUAUACAUCAGAAUGGGCUGAUUUAAUAUCAGCCCUAGGAAAACUAAAUAAGGUUUUACUGAGUUAUACAAAGUUUCCGGUAAUUCCGCGACGGAUAAAAAUAAGUAAACGCUUGGCACAAUGCAUGCACCCAGCUCUACCAUCCGGGGUGCACCUCAAGGCGUUGGACACCUACGACAUCAUAUUCAGGUGUAUGGGGACAAAUAGACUGGCUUGCGAGCUCUUCAUAUAUAGUGCAGGUCUUUUUCCACUAAUGGGACACGCAGCAAUGAAUAUUAGACCGACGUUAUUAACUAUUUAUGAGACCCAUUUUAUACCAUUAGGAGAUAGAUUGCGGCCAGCAUUAAGUGGAUUUCUCAGUGGAAUUUUGUUAGGCCUUGAUACGGGAACAGAUCAUUUUGAUAGGACGAAUUUACUUUUAGAAAAUGUAUGCGAGGGCGUGGAAAGCCCUUAUUUUUACACGUGUAUCUGGCAAUGCGUUGCAAACAACAGUCCAGUCCGAUUACCUGCCAUUAGUUACGUUUUAGCACAUUACAGCCGGAAGUUAUCUAUGGAAGACCAGCUUUUUCUAAUGGGGAACGACAUAGGAUUAAUGGUAUCUGGCUUGUGUGCGGCAGUUCAGGACUCAAGCGUCUUGGUACAGAGAUCGGCAUUGGACUUGCUAAUGGUCUGCUUUCCUAUGAACAACCAACAAUUACUCUACGCCGACAUGGUCAGACUGGUAACAGCAGCUUUAACGACAAUCCUUAGGAGAGAUAUGUCAUUAAACAGGCGCCUGUAUUCCUGGCUAUUGGGAUCUGAAAUCAAUAACUUACUAGCACUCCAGUCUGAAAACGAACUGGAAGAGGAGCCAGCGCCAGAACAACAUAUUUUAGCCUACGACUUGCUAAACGAUGCUUUAAAAAUAAUUUUAAAAAAAUGCAGCACGGAAACUCCCAUUGACAUAAAACCAUAUAGGCUGCUCAUCUCUCUAUUUGAUAAACCGCAGAUAGGAACUGUAAUUUUAGACAAUAUUUUAUGUGAUGUGUUUAGAACGCUGUAUUUGUCGUGUUGGUACCAACAGAAAAACAAAAAUAGUGCUAUACGAUGCGUGUCUUUUACAGGAGAUCUGACUAGUUUAAAAAACGAAGAAAAUGUUUUAAGCAAACAGUUUGUCAAUAAGAAUUGUCCAGAGUUAAUAAAAAACGCUAAUCUACUAUUCAACACUUUACAAAGGCACUAUAUAUGGUCUUACAUAGAGAAAUUAUUUGUGGAAGCCGUUAGGAAUAUUAAAACUUACAAAUAUAGAGAUAGAAAUCAAGUGAGUGAAAUAGGAAGUGGGCCUCCACACAUUUUAGAGCUCUGUAUUUUGACUGACUUUUUAUUGGACAUAAUUCCUAUAGAAUCGUAUACAGAAAACACAAACAAUAUCUUGCCGAACUUAUUUUGGAAAUUAGUGUCCACUGUAAAGUCAAACGUGGCUGAUCUGAACCAACACGAAAUAUCGGAGAGUUUGCAGUUGUGCACAAAGAUCCUGAGUAAAAUUCAACCAGACACACUCAUGCAGAAUACAAGUGUACAAAAUCAAUCUCUAGAUUCAACACUUCACGACUCGUUAGAGAAAACUUUGGAGAAUUCUGUAAAUUUAGAAGACAGCACUGAAAAUGGAGAAACGCGAAUAUUAGAAAAAAGUAAAUCAGAUUCCAAGAUUAAUGAAAACCUGAGCAAUUUUAGUAAAAAUGAGCUAACAGUGGGUGAAAAUAAUAGAGAAAGAUCCUACAGCAAUCAAAUGUUAAAAAAGAAGGAAAAAACUAGUCCCAGAAUUGACAAAAAAAGCAAAAACAAAAAAUCCAAGUCGACUUCCAGACUUGACGAAUCCAAAAACGAAGAUGAUUCAAUGAGUUCGGAAAAUAACACUCCUGUACCUGACAAACGACCAUUGACGGUUAUAGAAACAGCCGAACCCUUGCCAAAAAUAGCAAAAGUGGAAAACAAACAUUUUAUUAAAUGUCUAGAAGAAUACAAGUCAUUUUACACGCACUUCAUAAAAGUGAAACUUUUACCGAACACUGAUAUCAAAUCUGUUGUGCAGUCAUUAACCUGUGAUAAAGAUAGUAGAACCGUACGAUUAGUAACUCUAUUAGGUAAGUAUUAUUCUUAUAUAUUAUUUAGGUAA